Molecule: messenger RNA, 2679 nt
Organism: Pyricularia pennisetigena
Lineage: Eukaryota; Fungi; Ascomycota; Sordariomycetes; Magnaporthales; Pyriculariaceae
Exons: 3
Coding region: 1-2679 (892 amino acids)
Biological process (GO): carbohydrate metabolic process; protein quality control for misfolded or incompletely synthesized proteins; glycoprotein catabolic process
Cellular component (GO): nucleus; cytosol
Molecular function (GO): carbohydrate binding; peptide-N4-(N-acetyl-beta-glucosaminyl)asparagine amidase activity
Source: RefSeq, a predicted model, not a curated record
AUGGCGCCGUUCGGCAAGAACAGCAGCGGCAGCUCCGCUCCGAUAAAAUUCGGAAGCCCGCCUCGCCGGCUCCGCCUGCUGCUGACGCUUGCCGCCUCACUCUGCUUUUUUUACUACUUUCUCCUGCCGUCUGACACUCGACGCGCUGGGGGCUUUGGCAAUAAGCAAUCGGCCGCAUUUGUACAUGAGAGCGGCAACAGCCGUCCGGCUGGCGCUUUUGCAUAUGAUGAUAUUCUCAAGUUUGUCGACCCCUUGAUCGGCACUGUCAACGGCGGCCACGUCUUCCCUGGGGCUACUCUUCCCUAUGGCAUGGUCAAAGCCGUGGCCGACACGGAUAGCCACGCAGAGAAUGCCGCAGGAUUCGUAAGCGACAACAGCAAAGUCACUGGGUUUUCGCAUCUCCACGACUCAGGCACUGGAGGAAACCCCUCGAUGGGCAACUUCCCCCUCUGGGUGCACCCCGGCUGUCCCGACGACGACUUCACCAAGUGCAGCUUCCCCGCGAACAGCCGCGGCGUAGGCCGCGUCAACGGCUCGGUCCGCGCCACGCCCGGCUACUUCUCCAUCGAGCUGGAGAACUCGGUCCGGGCCGAGAUGACGACCACGGAGCGCGCGGCCCUGUACCGCUUCUCGUUCUCGGAUGGCGGCGGCGGCGGCGGCAGCGGCAAGCGCUGGUCCAUCACUCCCGAGGGCAAGCGCGUCGCCGUGCCCUUCAGCCCGCUCGUCCUCCUCGACAUGGUCGACCUGGGCAGCACCCGGACCGGAGGCGGCACGCAGGUGUACGCAGACGAGGGUUCGUCGGCGGCCCGCAUGGUCGGCGACGCCAGUUUCUCGCCGUCGUUCGGCACCGGCAACUACCACGCCUACGUCUGCGCCGACGUGCGCGGUGCCAAGAUCCGGAGGUACGGCACCUUCAAGGGUGAGGAUCCGGCAGAGGAGCCCAAGUUCCUCGACUCGCUAGACUCGAGGGGGUCGGCCGGCUCGUGGGUGCAGUUCGAGCCGUCUGCCGCCCCGGGGACCAUCGUCGCGCGCGUCGGCAUUUCCUUCAUGUCGGUCGACCAGGCGUGCGCCAACGCCGAGGCCGAGAUACCGACGUUUGACUUUGAGGGCACCUUUAGCGCCGCGCAGGCCUCGUGGCGGAAGAAGCUCUCAGUCGUCGAGGUGGACGCGACCGGGGUGGGUGUGGACAUGCAGACGACCUUUUGGUCCGGUCUCUACCGCAGCCUGAUCUCGCCGCAGAACUACACGGGCGAGAACCCGCUGUGGAACAGCUCCGAGCCGUAUUACGACUCCUUUUACUGCAUAUGGGACUCUUUCCGGGCGCAACACCCCCUGCUGACCAUCAUCGACCCGAUCGCGCAGACGGAGAUGGUGCGCGCGCUGCUGGACAUUUACCGCCACGUCGGAAAGCUGCCCGACUGUCGCAUGAGCUUCUCCAAGGGCUUCAGCCAGGGCGGCUCCAACGCCGACGUGGUCAUCGUCGAUGCCUACGUCAAAAAGCUGCGCCAGGAUAUCGACUGGGACACGGCCUACGAAGCCGUCGUCUCGGACGCCGAGGUCGAGCCCCAGUCGUGGGGCGUCGAGGGCCGCGGGAACCUGGAGUCGUACCACCGGCUUGGCUACAUACCCGUCGAUGACGUCGACAAGAACGGCACGGGGCCCUCGAGCAGGCAGAUCUCGCGGCUGGUCGAGUACGCGUACGAGGACUUUUGCAUCUCGCUCCUGGCAAAGGCCCUCGGCCACGCCAAGGACGCCGAAAAGUACCACAAGCGCGGUGGGAACUGGAAGAACAUCUGGCGCGAGGAGCAGGCCGACGUCAUGCGGGAGGUGCACGCGGGCGACCUGACCCUCAGCCCCUUCAUGGGCUUCAUGCAGCCCAGGAAGCUGGACGGCGAGUGGCAGUACCACAACGUGCGGCUGUGCAGCCCCAAGACGGCCUUCCACUCGUGCUACUUUGACACGCGCCACUCGACCUACGAGGGCAGCUCCUGGCUGUACAGCUUCUUCGUGCCGCAGGACAUGGCCGAGCUGGUGCGGCGCAUGGGCGGGUCCGAGACCUUUGUCAAGCGCCUCGAGUACUGGCACGAGGAGGUGGCCUACAUGGGCAACGAGCAGGCCUUCCUGCCCGUGUUCCAGUUCCACUACGGCGGCCGGCCCGACCUGAGCUCGUACUGGGCCCAUCGUUACAUCCCGAGCCAGUUCAACGCGAGCCUGAACGGGAUCCCCGGCAACGACGACUCGUCCAUGGGUGCCUUUGCCGCCAUGGUCUUUAUGGGCUUCUUCCCCGUCGCCGGCCAGGAUGUCUACCUGAUCACGCCCCCUUUAUUCCGUGAGGUGAGGAUCCUAGCGACCGACCCCGAGGCCAUGCGGGCUGGGCGGAAAGCCGUCAUCCGGGUCCGCAACUUUGACCCGACAUAUGAGAAGAAAUACAUUGAGAGUGCGACGCUGAAUGGGCAGUCUUGGACAAAAAAUUGGAUCACGCACGACUUGUUUCGCGAAGGAGGUGUGCUGGAGCUUACUGUGAGCGAGAAGCCGAGUGCUUGGGGGACGGGCAAGGGCGACUUGCCGCCUAGCUAUCCCGUGGGUGAGCGAGAUGAUAUCACCGAUCCUUCUCUGAUACCGCGCACGGCGGCUCCUUCUGCUGUCAGAGGGCGACCUUUGCCACAUCACGAACAUUAG